AUGGGCGCAUUGGGAAUUAUUCUUGAGCCCGCCGCGAUUGUGGCUACAUUUACAGCUGGUACCCUCAUCAACCAUCGCAAAGAACUCAAGUUCUCGGAGACACCUUGCGUUGAGACACCAUUGCUUGAGGACGAAGACUGUGAGGAUCUAAAACCAAGGAGGUCGUCCAAGGGGCACCCCAACAUCCAAACACGAAUUCUUGCCCGUUUUCCGUUUCUUAUAGAGAUAUGGUAUUGGCUACUUACAUAUUGGAUCUACCAAGGACUGCGCGCGAUUUCUGCCCGAGCGAUCAGCGGCAACGAAGCCGUUUUCGAGACGGCUAGGCGCCAUGCGCAUCAGAUCCUCAGUCUAGAACAUUUCCUCCAUAUAGAUGUCGAGCUACGGGUGCAACGGUUCGUCCUCACUCGCGCGCCUUGGCUAAAGGCUGUUCUCGCUAGAGUAUAUUACUCGCACAUUGUAUUGGGCGUCAUCUUCCUCGUCUAUGGCUAUACCUUUUUCCAAAGGGGAAAAUACCAAGGAGUCCGCCGCACUCUGGCUCUCGAAAAUGUGAUAGCCUUUACAAUCCUCACUCUUUGGCGAUGUACUCCGCCACGACUACUGCCGGAGGAGUACGGCUUCGUCGAUAUGCUGCAUGACAACAGUGCCGGAUCCGCUUGGACACAAAACAAGUUCCAGCUCACAAUUGCGGCAAUGCCUUCGCUGCAUUUUGGUAACGCUGUUUUCAUUGCUCUGAGCUUGUUGCGAUACAGCCCACACUGGUUCAUUCGCCUUGUUGCGCCGCUCUGGCCCGUGAUGAUGGGCGUGACGAUUGUCGCAACGGCAAACCACUUUGUUCUGGAUGCCCUCGUCGGUGUUUGCGUGACAUUGACGGCGUAUAGAUUCAAUCAUGCCAUGUUGGUUUUGUUGCCGGUGGAGCGGGUACUGUUCAAGUUGCUUCGCAUUGAGAAGCCGGAACAAGAGUGA
Molecule: messenger RNA, 963 nt
Organism: Aspergillus lentulus
Lineage: Eukaryota; Fungi; Ascomycota; Eurotiomycetes; Eurotiales; Aspergillaceae
Product: phosphatase PAP2 family protein
Source: RefSeq, a predicted model, not a curated record